Myotis lucifugus (little brown bat) is the source of this 850-nucleotide messenger RNA. It is a transcript of the gene GAL3ST3, whose product is annotated as galactose-3-O-sulfotransferase 3. Lineage: Eukaryota; Metazoa; Chordata; Mammalia; Chiroptera; Vespertilionidae. Gene Ontology annotation, biological process: glycolipid biosynthetic process. The coding region runs from base 200 to 850 and encodes 216 amino acids. Gene Ontology annotation, molecular function: galactosylceramide sulfotransferase activity. Gene Ontology annotation, cellular component: membrane. The transcript has 4 exons. The record is from RefSeq and is a predicted model, not a curated record.
CGGCGCCCUCGGACCCGCAGCGGAUUUCAGGAAAAGGGUUGGGAGGCGGCGACCACCCGCCACCAGGGACGGAGGCAGAGCCCGCGCGCCUCUCCGGAACACUGGCCCUGCUACCAGAGCCUCAGGAGCCCCCAUGAGUGCCAGCAGCGGGUGUCCUGGAUAGCAAGACCCUGGCUAGGCCAGGGGUGGGUACGCCAUCAUGCCACCCAUCCUCCAACGCCUGCAGCAGGCCACCAAGAUGAUGAGCCGCAGGAAAAUCCUGCUGCUGGUGCUAGGGUGCAGCACCUUGAGCCUCCUCAUCCACCAGGGUGCACAACUCAGCUGGUACCCCAGGCUGUUCCCUCUGAGCUGCCCGCCUCUGCAGGACUCCCCACCGCGCCCCAAGCACAUGACCGUGGCCUUCCUGAAGACGCACAAGACGGCGGGCACCACGGUGCAGAACAUCCUGUUCCGCUUCGCCGAGCGCCACAACCUGACGGUGGCCCUGCCGCACCCGCGGUGCGAGCACCAGUUCUGCUACCCGCGCAACUUCUCGGCGCACUUCGUGCACCCGGCCACGCGCCCGCCGCACGUGCUGGCCAGCCACCUGCGCUUCGACCGCGCGGAGCUCGAGGGCCUCAUGCCGCCGGGCACCGUCUACGUCACCAUCCUGCGGGAGCCCGCGGCCAUGUUCGAGUCCCUCUUCACCUACUACAACCAGUACUGCCCGGCCUUCCGGCGCGUGCCCAACGCGUCCCUCGAGGCUUUCUGCGCGCCCCAAGACCACGUCAUAGUGGAGCUCAUCGCCAUCUUAGGCCCCAUGGUCGCCGUCGCCAUGGUGUGUCCCAUCAUCGUGGUGAAUCUCACCUAG